Molecule: messenger RNA, 1350 nt
Organism: Auxenochlorella protothecoides
Lineage: Eukaryota; Viridiplantae; Chlorophyta; Trebouxiophyceae; Chlorellales; Chlorellaceae
Product: Chaperone protein DnaJ
Exons: 5
Coding region: 1-1350 (449 amino acids)
Biological process (GO): protein refolding; response to heat
Cellular component (GO): cytoplasm
Molecular function (GO): heat shock protein binding; ATP binding
Source: RefSeq, a predicted model, not a curated record
AUGGCAGGCAUACUCUCCCUGGGGCACCAAGUACAUGGAUGUGGGCCGCGAAGCGUGGCCGCUUUCCAGACAGCAGGAACCUGCGGCAUCCCUCACCCAUUCCAACCGACCAAAGCUGCGGGGCUUGGCUCUGCCCGGCGGCACGUAAGAGGGCUCCUGGGAUACAAGCGCGGCGCCAGCCAGCGCCGCGGCAGCAGCUUGGUCGUGCACGCUGAGCGCGACUUUUACGGCAUCCUGGGCGUCAGCCGCGAUGCGGACAAGAAGACCAUAAAGAGCGCAUACCGCCAGCUGGCGAGGAAGUGGCACCCGGAUGUGAACAAGGAGGCAGGGGCAGAGGACAAGUUCAAGGACAUCUCCGCGGCCUACGAGGUGCUGUCAGACGACAAUAAGAAGAGCGUGUACGAUCGAUUCGGGGAGGCCGGUCUCCAGGGGGGCGGCGGCAGGCCUGGUGGUGCCGGAUUUGAGAGCAACCCCUUCGACAUCUUUGAGUCGUUCUUUGGCGGCAUGGGCGGCGGCAACCCCUUCUCUGACGCGUUUGGGGGUGGCGGUGGACGGGGCCAGGCUCGGGACCCGAGGGUGCCAGGGGACGACAGAGGUUUUGGGCUGCAGCUGGACUUCAUGGAGGCCGUCUUCGGCUGCAACAAGGAGCUGGACAUCAGCCACCUGGAGUCGUGCGGCACCUGCUCUGGCUCCGGGGUCAAGGCCGGCACCACCCCCACCACCUGCAAGACCUGCGGCGGGCAGGGCCAGGUGGUGCAGGCAGUGCGCACGCCGCUGGGCAUGUUCCAGCAGGUGGCCAGCUGCCCGACCUGCGGCGGGUCGGGGCAGGAGUCGACGCCCUGCGGCACCUGCGGCGGCGACGGCCGCGUGCGCGCCAAGAAGAGGAUCAGCCUGCGGGUGCCGCCAGGGAUCGACUCGGGCAGCCGGCUGCGCGUGCGGGGCGAGGGAGAUGCAGGGAAGAGGGGUGGCGAGCCCGGGGACCUGUACGUCAUGCUGACCGUCAAGGAGCACCCCACGCUGCGGCGGGAGGGCCAGACCAUCCACUCCGACGUGCGCGUGCCUUACACCGACGCCAUCCUGGGGGCGUCGGUCAGCGUGACCACGGUCGACGGGGACGUGGACCUGAAGGUGCCGGCGGGGACGCAGCCGGGGACCACCCUGGUCAUGGCCAAGCGCGGCGUGCCCAAGCUGGGCAAGGCGGGCGUGCGAGGAGACCACCUGGUGCACGUCCAGGUCAGCAUCCCCAAGACCCUGAGCGGCGAGGAGCAGCGGCUGGUGGAGCAGCUGGCGGAGCUCAGCUCCAAGGAGUCGGGCAAGAAGAGCGGGGCCAAGGCGGGGUGGUUUGGGUGA